Molecule: messenger RNA, 5746 nt
Organism: Plodia interpunctella (Indianmeal moth)
Lineage: Eukaryota; Metazoa; Arthropoda; Insecta; Lepidoptera; Pyralidae
Gene: PCB
Product: Pyruvate carboxylase
Exons: 26
Coding region: 324-3938 (1204 amino acids)
Biological process (GO): pyruvate metabolic process; gluconeogenesis
Cellular component (GO): cytoplasm
Molecular function (GO): metal ion binding; ATP binding; pyruvate carboxylase activity
Source: RefSeq, a predicted model, not a curated record
CACUCCACUUGUCAUCAGUCACCUUGUGUAAUCAAUCGUCGUUACCUAUCUACAUGAUUAAAAAGUGUUAACAAAAAGUUAAUAAAAACAAAUAGUUUUCAUUGCAAAUUAAACUCUUCAUUUUUUCCAUCUUUUGUCUACUAUCAUCAGCAGCAGAUAAGGUGACGCGCCGGGACCAGACACGAAACUAUACAAAAAUAUCGAUAUUCUAGUCAAUUCAUUUAAAUAUUUCGAAAUGAAAUAAGUGAAAUAGAAUUAAGAGUAUAUAAUAUUUAAUUCCGUACUUAUUACUUUUACUCAAGUUCGUCAGUAAGGUGUACAAAAUGCAGAUCCUUAAAGCGAGGUUCGCGCUGCGCACAUCCGCCUCCCAGAUCCAAGCAUGGUGUUGCGCGAAAAGUCGCACCGCCGCCACAGACUCAAAAGUAGUAGAAUACAAGCCGAUACGGAGCGUGCUCGUCGCCAACAGAGGAGAGAUCGCUAUCAGAGUGUUCCGAGCAUGCGCAGAGCUGGGCAUCAGAUCCGUGGCCAUUUACAGCGAGCAGGAUCGCUUGCAGAUGCACAGACAAAAAGCCGACGAGUCGUACUUGGUCGGCAGAGGCCUCCCGCCAGUGGAAGCCUACCUCAGUAUUCCAGAAAUUAUCAGAGUAGCAAAGGAAAAUGAUGUGGACGCUGUGCAUCCUGGCUAUGGAUUAUUGUCUGAGAGGUCUGACUUCGCGCAAGCCAUCAUCGACUCAGGUCUCCGCUUCAUCGGGCCAUCCCCGAAGGUCGUUCAGCAGAUGGGAGACAAAGUGGCUGCCAGGAAAGCGGCUAUUGACGCAAAGGUACCUAUCGUGCCCGGCACGGACGGUCCGGUGAACACGAAAGAGGAGGCCUUGGAAUUCUGCAAGCAACAUGGCCUACCCGUCAUUUUUAAGGCAGCCUACGGCGGUGGCGGUCGAGGCAUGCGGGUCGUGAAAGAGAUGGACGAUGUUGCUUCCUCAUUCGAGCGCGCCUCGUCCGAAGCCCUAGGCGCCUUCGGUAACGGCUCCAUGUUCAUUGAGAGGUUCAUCGAAAGACCUAGGCAUAUUGAAGUCCAGCUUUUAGGAGACAAGGCUGGUAAUGUGGUGCAUUUAUACGAGAGGGACUGCUCCGUGCAGCGCAGACAUCAGAAGGUCGUGGAGAUUGCGCCUGCGCCGCGCCUCGACCCCGAGACACGACAAAAAAUGGUAGAUUGCGCGGUGCACCUCGCCAGAUACGUGGGCUACGAGAACGCUGGCACCGUGGAGUUCCUGCUGGAUGACAAAAACAACUUCUACUUCAUUGAGGUCAACGCUAGACUACAAGUAGAACACACGAUAACAGAAGAAGUGACGGGCAUAGACCUCGUCCAGUCUCAAAUCCGUGUGGCUGAAGGCAUGACGCUGCCGGAGCUGGGGCUGACGCAGGACAAGAUCCAGGCGCAGGGCUACGCCAUCCAGUGCCGCGUCACCACCGAGGACCCGGCCAACAACUUCCAGCCGAGCACGGGCAGGAUCGAAGUCUUCAGGUCUGGCGAGGGUAUGGGUAUCCGUUUGGACUCGGCCUCUACAUAUGCGGGUGCUGUCAUCUCUCCAUAUUACGACUCGUUACUUGUCAAGGUAAUCUCCCACGCUCAAGAUCUCCCAGCCUCCGCAGCCAAGAUGAACAGAGCUCUGAGAGAGUUCAGAAUUAGAGGCGUCAAGACCAAUAUUCCAUUCUUGUUGAACGUGCUUGAAAACCAAAAGUUUCUCAAUGGCGCGGUAGACACGUACUUCAUCGACGAGCACCCGCAGCUGUUCAUGUUCAAGCAGUCGCAGAACCGCGCGCAGCGGAUCCUCAACUACCUGGGGCAGGUGCUGGUCAACGGGCCCGCCACCCCCCUCGCCACCUCCAUCCCCCCCAGCGACGUCACCCCCUACAUACCCCCUGUGCCUUUGGACCCCUCUGGGAAUGACCUUUCCCGUGAAGCCAUAAAAAAGCAGGAGUUGACUGGCGAAAACACAGUGAUCGCGCCCCCCCGCGGCUACAAACAGAUCCUGCAAGAAGACGGGCCCGAAGCCUUCGCCAAGGCGGUGCGCGAGCGCCGCGGCCUGCAGCUGAUGGACACCACGUUCCGGGACGCGCACCAGUCGCUGCUGGCCACCAGGGUGCGCACCCACGACCUGUUGGCCGUGGCGCCCUACGUGGCGCACAAUUUCAGCAAUCUUUAUUCGCUUGAAAACUGGGGUGGCGCCACUUUCGACGUUGCUCUUAGGUUCCUCCACGAGUGUCCGUGGGAGCGGCUCCGCGAAAUGCGUCGCUUGAUCCCCAACAUCCCCUUCCAGAUGUUGUUGAGGGGAGCCAACGCGGUCGGCUACACCAACUACCCUGACAAUGUCGUGUACAAGUUCUGCGAGAUGGCUGUAAAAGAAGGCAUGGACAUCUUCCGCGUGUUCGACUCUCUGAACUACCUCCCGAAUCUGAUCCUCGGCAUGGACGCGGCGGGCAAAGCCGGGGGCGUGGUCGAGGCCGCCAUAUCUUACACCGGGGACGUGUCCGACCCUAGCAAGAAGAAAUACGACCUUAAGUAUUAUCUGGGCUUGGUUGAUGAGCUGGUGAAGGCCGGGACUCAUGUGCUGUGUAUCAAGGACAUGGCCGGGUUGCUGAAGCCGCAAGCUGCUGAACUGCUGAUAACCGCGAUCCGCGACAAGCACCCGUCGCUGCCGCUGCACGUGCACACGCACGACACCAGCGGCGCGGGCGUGGCGGCGCUGCUAGCGUGCGCACGCGCAGGCGCGGAUGUGGUGGACGUGGCUGUGGACGCCGUGUCCGGCCUGACCAGCCAGCCCAGCAUGGGCGCCGUCGUCGCUUCGCUGCAGGGCACCGACCUGCACACCAACAUCCCCCUACAAACGGUAUCAGAGUACUCCGCGUACUGGGAGCAGGCCAGGACUCUGUACGGCCCGUUCGAGUGUACAGCCACCAUGAAGUCGGGCAACGCUGACGUCUACCUCAACGAGAUCCCCGGCGGACAGUACACUAACCUGCAGUUCCAGGCCUUCUCCCUGGGGCUGGGCAACCAGUUUGAACAAGUCAAGAAGGCUUAUAGGGAAGCGAACCUGCUCCUGGGCGACAUCAUCAAGGUGACCCCCUCGUCCAAGGUGGUGGGCGACCUGGCCCAGUUCAUGGUGCAGAACAAGCUGUCUGCGGCGGACAUCGAGGCGCGGGCGGAGGAGCUGUCCUUCCCCAAGUCCGUGGUGGAGUUCCUGCAGGGCGCCAUCGGGAUACCGCCCGGGGGGUUCCCGGAACCACUCAGAUCUAAGGUCCUGAAGGACAUGCCCCGCAUCGAAGGCCGCCCUGGACAAGAACUGCCGCCUUUGGACUUCGACAAGUUGAAGAAGGAAAUACAAGAGACGUACCCGCAUGUGUCGGACAACGACGUGAUGUCGGCGGCGAUGUACCCGCAAGUGGCCAGCGACUACUUCCGCAUCCGCGACAAGUACGGGCCCGUGUCGCUGCUCGACACCAAGACCUUCCUCACGGGACCCACGGUGGGCGAACGGAUAGAAGUGAAGAUCCAGCGCGGCAAGACGCUGGACAUCAAGACGCUGGCGGUGUCCGAGGAGAUGACGGCCGCCGGAGAGCGCGAGGUCUUCUUCGAGCUCAACGGGCAGCUGCGCUCCGUCUUCAUCCGGGACGAGAACGCCAGCAAGGAAAUGAAGAUUCACCCGAAAGCAGUGAAAGGAGACAAAAACCAAGUCGGAGCUCCCAUGCCCGGAACUGUACUCACGAUAAAGGUAAAGGAGGGUGACAACGUGGAGAAGGGCCAGCCCAUCGCGGUGCUGUCGGCCAUGAAGAUGGAGAUGAUAGUGCAGGCGCCGCGCGCCGGCGUCGUCAGCGCGGUGGCCAUCACCAAUGGACAGAAGCUGGAGGGCGAUGACCUCAUCUGCACCAUCGAGUGAGACAGACUAUACUUUACGACUUUGUGUAGACAGAGAAAAUUAUAGAACUUGUGUUCUUGUAUCGCUUGGUCAAGAGAAACGUGUGUUAGACAUAAAUGGGACGACUUUUGUCCUUCAUCGUAUGUCCGCUUUUACAAUGCCAUCUUGCAGAGGUUAUAUCUCACUCGGCUAGUCUAGCUCAUUGUUUAUAAUUUUCUUUGUCUUUGCUUUGUUGAGAGCGUAAUUACAAAAUAUUUUUUUUUUUUUAAUUAUUGUAAUAUUCUCAAUCUUGUUAUAAAGAAAAUUAAUUAUAUUUUUAUAAAUAUACUUAGAUGUAAAUAAGAUUAUAUGUAGUAGGUGAAUUUUAUUAUUGUAAAAAGAAAAUUGUGUUUAUGAAAUAUUAACACUUAAAAUAUAAAAACGUCUUUAAUCAAAUCAUAAUGUAUUUAAAAGAAUAAUUAAAAAAUUACAUUUCUGAAAUAUGAUGAUGUGAUACUUAUUUAGAUCUUGAUUGAGUUAUUAAUUUAAUAAUAUAUUCGCAUAUGAAAUUAACACAUCAUAAAGUAAAAAAAAAAUGUUUUGUAAUUGCGCCAUGUGAAAAAACUGGACACUUUUUGAACACGUAUCAUUUCAAUCUCCGCUCAGGUGAACGUCGCUCGAUCUAGUCUUAGCGUAGGAGUAAAUAAUGUGAUAUUAUGAUCCUGAUGAAUGAAUGUAGGUUGAUUCGAGCGCGUUUUACGUUUUAGGGCGAUAACGAACACAUUUUAUGGGCUGACAUGUAAUGUGCAGUGUUAAACCCGGGAGAAAAAGAAAGAUGUUUGAAAAUAUUAACGAUAAGAAGGAAUAUUAUUAUAAAUCGUUUUCUGUCAACUAUUAUUACUAAUGUUUGGCUUAAUUCGGAAUCUAAAACAGCCGUAUAAACGGACAAAUUCGACCAAAAAACAUUGUCUGUUUCAUAAACAACACCUUGAGUGAGGAAAAUAGAAAAUAUCAAUAUGGUCGCUUAUUAACGACAAAGAGAAAAGAUCUGUGUUUAUUAAUUUACGUCCAAUAUUUUCCCAGUUUAUUCGCAAAACGUCCGUAAACACAUAAUUUGUUAUUUGUUUAUUUAAACUUUUUUGAACAACUUUAGAAGUUAGCAAUAGUUAUUGUUAGUGUUAUACGCCUUACGGCAUUAAAUCUACCCCGUAUAUCUUGAUUCUUCACUCUGCCACGAACUUUACGAUCAAACAUAAAAUAAGAAUAUAAAUAAAAGACAACAUUUAAUCAUAUAUUGGGUUUGGACUUAGCUAAGUUGGGAUAAUAUUAGACAUAACGUAAACCCAACAGCUUCCUUUAGCUUCUGGAACAUGAAUGUAAACGUAGCGUGCGCGUCGACCGCUCGUGUGUUAUCGCCCUAAACAACCUAUGACUGAAUUUUCAUUGCCUUUAUCGAAAUCGAGAUUAAAACACUUCUAUUUUAUCUGACUUGUGUACAUUUUUUUUAUAUGAGCUGUAUUUAUAUAAAAAACUUUUUAAUAUAAUCAAUGAAUUUAUAUCCUGUGAUACUUCACUAUGCAAUAGUGUACAAAAGUGACUUAAUUCCUCCAUCACAGUACAAAUUGUGAAACAUAAAAUGUAAAGGUUUAAUUAUUUAUUAGAUGUAACCUUAGUUUUAGUAGUUCCGUUGUUUGGAAUUAAGUUGUGACAUCACAAAAGACAACUUGUUAUGUUGGCGGCUCGAGUCGCUCCUGAAAGUGUAUGGUGCUUAUUUGUUAUCGAAUAAUCGUUGUUUUUAUUUUCAACACGUUUAUAUUUUUUAUUUAAUAAAAGUUAUUUAUAUGUUUGUA